UAUCGCGUUUAGUAUAUCCAGUCAACAGGAAAAAACUUAUUAAAUUUUUCGUAGUUUUAAGUGUCAUUAAAUAAAUCAAUUCAUCACAAUUCACAACUUUAGGCUAGAGAGCACAUAAAAAGCCCAUCAUAAAUCACUGGAACGCAUAAAAAUCGUGAAAAUUUGACUGAGAAAAAAUAAAUUGGUCAGAGCAAUUAAAACAACUUUUUUUCAUUUUUCGUGAAAAGUCAAAUAAAAAAUUACAUUUAUUCACCAUAAACCCUACUGAAAUGACUUGAAAAGGCAUUGUGAUGUAAAGAAGUGAAAUAAUUUAAUGGAAAUGAGCAUAAAUGUAUGAGAUAAAUUGGAUGAGAGGAAAGGAAAAAUUUUGAUACCGCGAGCGAGCCAAUAAAAAAAAGAGUUAAAUCGAAUCUUUUUUUUUCGGCUGAAUCUUUCAACAUUUAUUAGCUAUACUCUACAUAUUAUUUCUUUAAAUUAAUUAAACAAUAUUGAGCAUAUUUAAAAAAACGGAGCAUAAGGAUACAUAAUUAUAGUGUAAAGAACUAGUUAAGAUAUUUAUUACUGUAUUGAGGAGUAAGAAGGACUCACCUUAUAACAUAGAAUCUAUAUAGUAGUGUAGAAUAUUGUGAAAAAAAAAUAAUAAUAAUCAAAAGGAUGUGAUGGACAUGUUCACUUGUUGUUCCAUAUUAUUUUAGAUGUGAUUGAGAAAGUUUCAAAGAAAACGGCAGCAUUGAGAAAGGACGACAUCCUUUUUCAAGCAACGAUAAACGCAAAAUAUACACAGAAUUUUUGUGAGUGAGACAGUCGUGUAAAAAGUUAUAAAAAUUAGUGAAAAGCGUACAAAAAAAGCAAAAAUUCAGAAUACUGGAAAUAUGUUAGGUAUAUCACGGCGUGGCGUGACUUCGGGUCCGCCACUUAGCAUGGAUGAGCCUGGGAAUAAUUGGAAAGGUAAUGGUCAGGGGAAUGAUGCACAAAAUUCAAAUAGUUUUGGUGGAGGACCAGUAUUUCCACAAUCAAAUCAAGGCUCUCCAGCAGGAAAUAUGCCAAAUAAUUUCCAAGGACCUCCACCUGGCUCAAACACGCCACAAUAUACAGCAUCACCAGCUCCAUCAGGAUCUUCAACUCCCGGGCCACCUAAUUCAUCAGGAUUUCCACCUCCACCUCAACAAAAUUCACAAGGACCCCCAUUUAAUGGACCUGCAAGCAGUGGAUUUGGUUCUCCUUCAAGUAAUGGACCACAAUUCGGUCGACCUGGAAGUUCAGGUCCAGCUUUUGGUCCACAAUUCGGUCCUGGUCCUAAUAAUUUCGUUGGGGGACCUCCAUUUCCUCCAAUGGCACCAUCAGCAUCAUUUCACGGACCAGGAGGUCAUCAAGGACAUCCAAUGGGUAAUUCAUUAGGUGGUCCAGGACAUCAUAUGAUGAGUGGACCAGAUAGACUCGAUCCAAGGUUUCACAUUUCUAGCGGACUAAAUGUAGGGAGAAGGCAUUCUUAUUUUGGUCAACCUGACUAUAGAAUAUAUGAGCUCAACAAACGACUACAACAAAGAACAGAAGAAAGUGACAAUUGUUGGUGGGACUCGUUCGCAAAUGAAUUCUUCGAGGACGAUGCACAAUUAACAUUAACAUUUUGUCUUGAAGAUGGUCCUAAAAGAUACACAAUUGGUCGAACUUUAAUACCGCGCUACUUUAGAAGUAUUUUUGAAGGAGGUGUCACCGAACUUUAUUAUAAUUUAAAACACUCAAAAGAGAGCUUUCAUAAUACGUCAAUAACAUUAGAUUGUGAACAAUGCACGAUGGUAACUCAUCAUACAAAACCAAUUUACACAAAAGUAUGCACCGAAGGACGUUUGGUAUUAGAGUUUACAUUUGACGAUCUCAUGCGAAUAAAAACUUGGCACAUGGCUGUACGAGCGCAUCGCGAGCUAUUGCCACGUAACAUAGUAGGCAUGCACAUACAUCCAGCAUCAAAUUCUGAUCCAGGGAUGCUAGAACAACUCUCGAAAAAUAUUACACGACAGGGCAUUACCAAUUUUACAUUAAAUUAUCUUCGCUUAUGCGUGAUUCUCGAACCUAUGCAAGAGCUAAUGUCACGGCACAAAGCAUACUCGCUAAGUCCACGUGAUUGCUUGAAAACAACACUGUUCCAGAAAUGGCAGCGCAUGGUAGCACCGCCCGGUAAGAGAGAAAAUUCUAUUAAAGAUGCUCAAAGGCCGUCGAAUAAGCGUCGGAAAAGAAAAGGAUCGAGUGGAGCAGUUGCGAAUUCAACGCCACCAGUUCCAAAUAAGAAGAGAUCACCAGGACCAAACUUUUCAUUAGCAUCGCAGGUAGAUGUUAUGGUGGUGGGUGAGCCUUCGCUGAUGGGAGGUGAAUUUGGUGAUGAGGAUGAGCGCCUAAUAACGCGAUUAGAGAAUACACAAUAUGAUGGAACCAAUUCACUGGAUCAUGAUAAUCAUGGAUUUGGACAUGCUGAAUCACCGUUAUCGAAUGCAAAUUCAUGGGUCGAUAGAGGCGGCGGAAGUGGAAUGAAUCCCCAAAAUAAUUCACAAGCACCAGCAGAAGAUAAGAAAAGUCCAUUAGUGCCGCAGUGAUGCAGUGAUUAUUGCCGCAGUAACAAUUCUACAAGAUUUACAAUAAAUUGACGUGUGUACGAAAAAAAAACAGAAUAUGAGAUAAAUGAUCAUGAUGAUGGUGUAUAAGACAAACAGAUUUCGAGUGUGAGUGUAUGAAUGGAAAUUACUGUUUUAAGAAGAAACAAAAAUAUAAUGCAUGAUAAGAACAAUUGGAUACAAAAAAAAAAAAUUGAUAGCAAAAAAUUUAUUUUCACAAAGAAUUUUUUUGAGUGCAUUUAAGAAAUCUCACAGUCGAUAUCUCUACGGAUGCAUUCGAGAAGUUAAAGUAGAUCAUCUUAAAACACAUUUUUUCAUUUGAUAAAAAAGAAGAAAAUUGAUGAAAAUUUUAUAUGUUGUGUAAAUAAGUAUAAUAUUGCCCAUGUAGCCUCUUUAAAAAAAAUCUCUUUUUUUGAAUGUGAACGAAUGAGAACUUUGUGUGCUAUUGUCAUUAAGUUUGCCUCAAUGACAAUUAAUUCUUAUUUUUUCUUUAAAGAAAAAAAAAAUAACUUUUGUGAAUUUUUUUCUUACUUCAUGUGUCAGUCAAUACAUUUGUAUAAUUUCAUGCAAUCAUUCGGUAACAUUGUGGCUCUCGUGACGCGAUUUUUUUACACUUUACACGCGCUCAAAGUUGGAAGAAUAUUUCAUUUUAAGUCUUAUCAAUUUUUUUCCUCUCUUCUCGUUGAUAGUAGAAGAGAUGAUUGUAUUAUUGUCCUUGCGAUUUCGAUGACAGAUCGUGUGAUCUCUUAUUUCUUAUGUCAUUUGUACCAUUUAAUUGAAUUUAGAGCAUGAAACUCCUUUAAUCUACACUCAUAACUGCCAAGGUUUAAAUCCUUUCAAAAUAAUAUGAUUUUAAAUUUCAAAACCUUUUAGUUCCUAGUUAAAAUUUAAACUCACAAUAAACCGUUAAAAAGAAAAUACCAAAACAUUGUUCAUGCCACAAUAAUAAGUCGAUCUCAAAAAACAACUUACAAUUCAAAUGAAUUUUGUGUAGAAAUCAGUACUCAAAAAUUAAUGUAUCAUUGAGCCACGCAACUGUACAUUUUGGUGUGUGAAAUCAUUCAAAUGUAUUGUUUGAGAACAUGAAAGCAUGUCAUGUGAAAAAUGUGUUUAUUUUCUCGUAAGAAAACCAAUUUCAUAGUUACAAUUUUUUGGGUAUAUAAAUGAAAAUGCAAAUGUGGGGUUAGUUUUAAAGGAAAAAUGAAUAUUAAUUAAAUAUAGUGACAUUAAUUUUUUCUAAUGUCUCUUUAACCGGUGAUUUUUUAAUUAAAUUUCAAGAAGAACUAUACAAUAUUAUUAUUAUUACUAUUAUUAUUAUUUUAUUAUUUAACAAUGUAAAGAAAAUAUGCAAAAUGGGAUAAAUUUGCAUCAACCAGAAAUCAAUUACGAAUUAAGAGAAGAGAAAGAGAAAAGAAAUGAUAAAAAAUAUGAAAAAAAUUAGCAAAUCAAGAAAUGUCACAAGACAUGCUUGUAUUUUGACAAGUCUCACCUUUCAUGUGAAAAAUGGGACGUAAAAUAAAUUGUGUAUAAAAUUCCUUGUGAGUCUUAUAUGGAAAAAAAAAAACUUAAAAAAUUAUUACAUUUAAAUUCACUAAAUAAUUGUGUAAUUGUAUAAAUAAAUCAAAUAUUUUAUAUUCCUGUUCUUAAAGAGAUAAAAAUGAAACCUUUUGACAAAGAAAAUCAUCACAAAAGAAAAGAAAAUAUCACGAUGAUCAUUCACAAAUUCUUAUUUUGAAUUAAGGAACAUUUCUAAAGUUUAAAAAAAAUCGAAAACUUCCUUAAUUCGAAUUUACUCAUGAUGAUCUUCGUUCAAGUAAUUUUUUGUCACAUUAACGUAAAGUAUUUUAUACAAAAAACAGUAGAUGAUAUUGAAGGAUGCGAUGGGCAAAAAUUCUUUGGAUAUGAAUGAAAUUUUAAACUUUCGGCGAUCGUUUCAUACAUUUACUCACAAGGAGAGCAUUCGGAGAUUAGAUUUAUUAUUUGUUAAAAAUACCAAUUUAUGAAAUUUUUGAACGUGUUUGUCACAAUAAACUUUUAAGAUCAUAUUGCUCUUAAAAAUGUUCAAUAAUGAAGAAUUUAUGCUUUGUCAUGAGUGAAGAUUCAAUUUUUGGAUAGAUAUUCUUCUAUUCUUG
Chironomus riparius is the source of this 4738-nucleotide messenger RNA. Lineage: Eukaryota; Metazoa; Arthropoda; Insecta; Diptera; Chironomidae. The record is from the annotation of a GenBank genome assembly.